GCCACCCUGGGUGUCCCUUGGAGGAUGACUGCUGUCUGCCCCUCCGAGAGCAGCCCAGAAGGGGCUGAAGCCGGGGCCAGGACAGCAGUCUCCCGGGUGCCGGGGGCAGUUGGCACUGCUGGGAGCAUCUCAGUUUCUGGUACCGAGACCGGAGAGUCUAAUGGAGACUCUGUCUGCGGUUCAGUUGGAGGCACAGCCGUGGUCACUGGUGGCCAUAGGUACGCCCGCUGGAGCCGUCAGGACAGCUCGGACAUCAACACAGAUGAUGAGGGAGCCGCUAUCCGCCGCCUCACUCCACUGGAAAGGUUGAAUCUGGAUAUGUGCCAGGAUGAAAGGGUGGUCCGUGAGUUAACAGUGGGCAGAAGAAUCGGCUUCUACAAAAUUCGCGGAGAGAUUGGCUGUGGAAAUUUCUCCCAUGUCAAGCUAGGAAUUCAUGCGCUCACCAAAGACAAAGUGGCCAUAAAGAUCCUUGACAAAACUAAGCUGGAUCAGAAGACCCAGAGACUGCUGUCCAGAGAGAUCUCCAGCAUGGAGAAGCUACACCAUCCCAACAUCAUACGCCUCUAUGAGGUGGUGGAGACGUUGUCACGUCUACACCUGGUAAUGGAGUACGCAGGGGGAGGGGAGCUCUACACCAAGAUUACAACAGAGGGGAAACUUUCUGACACUGACAGCAAGAUUGUCUUUGCUCAGAUCCUGUCUGCUGUUAAACACAUGCAUGAAAACAACAUCAUCCACCGUGACCUGAAGGCAGAAAACGUCUUCUACACCAGCAGCUCUUGUGUCAAGGUGGGAGACUUUGGCUUCAGCACGCUGAGCAGACGCAGCGAGACACUCAACACAUUCUGCGGCUCUCCUCCUUACGCUGCGCCCGAGCUCUUUCGGGAUGAGCACUAUGUUGGCGUCUUCGUGGACAUCUGGGCCCUGGGGGUGAUGCUGUUCUUCAUGGUGACAUGCACCAUGCCGUUCAGGGCUGACACUGUGGCCAAACUGAAGCGAUGCAUCCUGGAGGGGGCCUAUGUCAUGCCCUCAUGGGUGCCAGAGGCAUGCCAGAGGCUGAUCAGGGGAAUCCUCCAGCCCAUACCGACUGACCGCUUUACAGUGGAGCAGAUGAUGAGCUGCGAGUGGCUGCUCCCUGUGGACUUCCCACGUGCCAUGGAGCCCUUUAAACUAGACCCAUCCUACCUAGCAGAGAGUGAUCCGUCUGAGCUUUUGGAGGAAGAGGUGGAGGUAAAAACAGCGCUGGAGACACUUGGGAUCACCUUAGAACACAUCCUCAACAACCAGGGGAAAGACUGCAGGAGCUCCAUCACAGGGGUCUACAGGAUCCUGCUGCACCGUGCUCACAAGAAACGGGCUGUUGAGAGCAUUCCUGUGGUCACAAAGGUAGCCGGACCAGCUACAAGCAGUAAAAAGGAAAGGCUAAAAGUGUAUCGUAGUUUAAGGCACACAUCUAAACUCUGUGUGAUUCUGUGACAAAAUGCUCCGCUUCGCUCUGGAAAUUAAUUGACUUUAUCGCCUGGGAUGAGAUUGCAUGGAUUUCAUUAGGAAUAAAAAUUUCAAAAAAGUGCUUUUCAGUCCAGCAGUUUAAAUUGAAAUCAUGGUAUGUGACCCCACUCCGCUUCUGAAAUCUGGGAUUUCUUACUUUAGUAUCUUUCUUCUAGUAAGUGAUAUUAGUCUCUGUGAGAAUGUUGUUGCCGGUGAAACAUUAUUGUCUCCCUUUUUGACUGGGACAUGGACCUGUAAUGCUCUGAUACUGCAAUACUCAUGAGAUUUGGAAAUGUUAUGAUAUAAAUUAUUUGAGUAAACAUAAUGAUGAUGAGAUGGCAAACUUUUUUUAAUUUGCAUCAUGCAGGCAGCCGGAUAUUUAUAGCCAAUACACAUUCUAUGCUCUGUUGUGCUGGGACACCAAUAAACACCUUGAGAAAUCAAUGUAGCAUAAGCCUAAAGAAAAGAGUUAGAAAUUUACAGCAUUAUGCUGAAACAAUAAACAUGCAGUCAGUACAUGAAAAACAGUGUCUUUAAUGUUUAAAUGCACUUUUCUUCCACGCCUUAGUUUUUUUUAAUCAUGUUACAGAAUCAGCCAGACUGGUUUCAUUAUACUCCUUAAUGUUUGUGAUGACAUGAAUAGAGAUCUAACCUUCUUAUGUGAUGUAUCUCUGUGAGAUGUUCCUGCUGUUUGACUGACUGACAUGAAUGACCUCACUCUGUUUUUCCUGAAAUGAAAAUAAAUGUCAUUACUCUACAAAUACAUCCAUUUAAAACACCAACGUUUUUGGUUGUUCAU
Plectropomus leopardus (leopard coralgrouper) is the source of this 2287-nucleotide messenger RNA. RefSeq names its product NIM1 serine/threonine protein kinase a (gene nim1ka). Gene Ontology annotation, biological process: intracellular signal transduction; protein phosphorylation; microtubule cytoskeleton organization. Gene Ontology annotation, cellular component: cytoplasm. The record is from RefSeq and is a predicted model, not a curated record. Gene Ontology annotation, molecular function: ATP binding; tau-protein kinase activity. NCBI's taxonomy places the organism in Eukaryota, Metazoa, Chordata, Actinopteri, Perciformes, Serranidae.